ACCUCGCGUAUGGCCCAAGCGCAAAGGCUAGCAACUGAGUCCAGCGCUUUCACCGAUUCUCUUUUUUCAUUUCCAUCUCUACCAUUCUCUCUUUCACGGAUACUUCUAUGAUUCUAUCGUUGAUUUCUUGAAAACUUCCCACCACUCGUUCCAGAUUUUUCCCACUUUCCAAACACCCACUUCUCAAUUUCUCUAGGGUUUGGCUCCUUGGCUGCUUCUUGUUUGGAGGUGGGUUAUGGGUUGAGGAGGUAUUGGUGCUAAGAGCGUAGCCAUGGAAUGGGACAGCAACUCUGAUCUGAGCGGCGACGAAGAGGAGGAGGGUUUCCUUCUCAGCGAUGGCGGCCCGCUUCCGUUUCCCGCCGAGGGCUUGGUACAGACGGCGCCGUGUGGGUUCGUUGUCACCGACGCUUUGGAGCCUGACCACCCUAUCAUUUACGUCAACACCAUGUUCGAGAUGGUCACAGGGUAUCAAGCUGAAGAGGUCCUCGGGCGCAAUUGCCGGUUCUUGCAGUAUAGAGGCCCAUUUGCCAAAAGAAGGCAUCCAUUGGUGGACUCUACAGUAGUUUCAGAAAUAAGAAGAUGCCUUGAGGAUGGUGUUGAAUUUCAUGGUGAUUUGUUAAAUUUUAGGAAAGAUGGAUCUCCUUUGAUGAACAGAUUGCGGCUGACCCCUAUUUAUGGAGAUGAUGACACGAUAACACAUGUUAUUGGUAUCCAGUUCUUCACAGAAGCAAAUAUUGAUUUGGGUCCACUUCCGGGAUCUUUGGCAAAGGAAUCUGCACGAUCAUCAGGUCGAUUUCGUUCUGGUUUUCCCUCUUACCCUUCUGUUCCAGCUGGGAAUCGAAAUAUUUGUCGUGGGGUUUGUGGGAUAAUGCAAUUGAGCGAUGAAGUCCUGUCUCUCAAGAUACUUUCACUUUUGACACCAAGAGAUAUUGCUUCCAUCGGCUCUGUCUGUAGGCGGUUUUAUGAAAUAACAAAGAAUGAGGAUCUUUGGAGAAUGGUCUGCCAAAACGCAUGGGGAAGUGAGACAACUCGUGUUUUAGAGACGGUGCCAGGGGCAAAACAACUAGGGUGGGGUAGGCUGGCAAGGGAGCUGACAACACUUGAAGCAGCAGCAUGGAGGAAGCUGACUGUUGGAGGUGCUGUUGAACCCUCCCGUUGCAAUUUCAGUGCAUGUGCUGUUGGUAGUCGGGUUGUUCUCUUUGGUGGGGAAGGUGUUAACAUGCAGCCAAUGAAUGACACUUUUGUAUUGGACUUAAAUUCUAGUAAUCCCGAGUGGCAACAUGUCCAAGUGAACUCCCCCCCACCUGGUCGAUGGGGUCAUACACUGACUUGUGUAAAUGGGUCUAAUUUGGUUGUUUUUGGAGGUUGUGGAAGACAAGGUUUACUCAAUGACGUUUUCGUGUUGGAUUUGGAUGCCAAGCCUCCAGCUUGGCGUGAAAUCUCUGGAUUGGCUCCUCCACUUCCAAGAUCAUGGCAUAGCUCCUGCACCCUUGAUGGCACCAAGUUAAUAGUUUCUGGUGGUUGUGCAGAUUCUGGAGUACUUCUUAGUGACACUUUUCUCUUGGAUCUCUCGAUGGAGAAACCCAUCUGGAGAGAGAUACCCGUAGCAUGGAGCCCACCAUCGCGCUUAGGUCACACAUUAUCUGUUUAUGGUGGUAGGAAAAUAUUGAUGUUUGGGGGUCUGGCCAAGAGUGGCCCUCUCCGGUUCCGCUCUAGUGAUGUGUACACAAUGGAUUUGAGUGAGGACAAUCCGUGUUGGAGAUGCGUGACUGGGAGUGGAAUGCCUGGGGCUGGAAAUCCCGCAGGCAUAGCACCUCCUCCUAGGCUUGACCAUGUGGCUGUGAGCCUCCCAGGGGGUAGAAUCCUAAUCUUUGGUGGUUCUGUGGCUGGGCUUCACUCUGCCUCGCAGCUCUACCUACUGGAUCCAACUGAUGAAAAGCCUACAUGGAGGAUAUUAAAUGUACCAGGGCGUCCCCCAAGAUUUGCUUGGGGACACAGUACUUGUGUUGUUGGAGGGACAAGGGCUAUAGUUCUUGGUGGUCAAACUGGGGAGGAGUGGAUGCUAAGUGAGCUCCAUGAGCUGUCUUUGGCGAGUUCGGUCACCUAAUCCAGAGGAAAUGGAACGGCAAACUAUAGCAGAGGAAUCACCAGAGGUCUCCAACCACAAAAGAAGAGGGAGCAUACUGAGUAAUCAGUUGAUGCAGGUUGUUGCUGCGGUUGCUAUAAAAUCUCUGACAGAUAUUGCUUUUUCCAGUACCUCUCUCACUGGUUUUGUGUAGUGUAUUUUCUUGAGGAAGUUACUGGUUGUGACUUGGAAUGAACAUGUUAACAGGUUAUUUUAGGUUAGUAAUAUUCGAUAAGCAGAUAGGUAUAUCUCCAUAUGUAGGCUUAGUCCCUUUCUUGUCUUUGUAUUCCCAUGUGAUACCUUUCAAGUGUGUAUUGAACCCGAAAUCAAAACCAAAACAAAAAUAAAAAAAGAAAAAAAGAAAAAAAGAAAAAAAGAAAAGAAAAUGUGCUUGUAUAUAUAGCGAUAUAACACGCUGUUUGUGUCUUGUAUGUGUAAUGGAACCUUUUUGCAGCUCUACUAUGCCAUUUCUAACUUAUUAUUUGGUUGAAA
This is a messenger RNA of Vitis riparia (riverbank grape), 2617 nucleotides long. Its product is annotated as adagio protein 1. The coding region runs from base 272 to 2107 and encodes 611 amino acids. NCBI's taxonomy places the organism in Eukaryota, Viridiplantae, Streptophyta, Magnoliopsida, Vitales, Vitaceae. The transcript is spliced from 2 exons. Gene Ontology annotation, biological process: response to blue light; circadian rhythm. Gene Ontology annotation, cellular component: cytosol; SCF ubiquitin ligase complex; nucleus. The record is from RefSeq and is a predicted model, not a curated record. Gene Ontology annotation, molecular function: protein binding.